This is a messenger RNA of Paramacrobiotus metropolitanus, 679 nucleotides long. RefSeq lists its product as uncharacterized. Lineage: Eukaryota; Metazoa; Tardigrada; Eutardigrada; Parachela; Macrobiotidae. Bases 119 to 679 code for a protein of 186 amino acids. The transcript is spliced from 2 exons. The record is from RefSeq and is a predicted model, not a curated record.
GUUUAAAACAGCAGCGACGUUGAUUUUGUUUGUCGCCGGAGUAGAUUAGUUGUCCCAUUUAGUAUUAGAUUGGCAUAACACAUUUUACAGUGGUUAAUACGUCAACAUUUUCUCCGUCAUGCACUGCAUACUGAGAACACUUCUCCUUUCUGUUGUGGCCGCCUCCCUCGCCUACGCCCUGACGGACUUGAGCGGUUUGGCCUUCGGUGGUUACGGAAAUACCGCUACCGGCUACGGUAACACCGGUGCCGGUUGGGGCGCCGCGUCCCCGCUGACCAGCUACCAGCAGAACUCCGGUUGGAGCCAGCCGCAAGUGCAGCUACAACCCGUCCAGCUGUACACUCCCAAGAUCCAGUACAACCUCCAUCCCGUCACCAUGUACCAGCCGGAGUACAACGUCCGCUACAAACCCGUCCAGAUGUACACCCCGUACCAGGCGCAGUACAGCGGCUGGGGCGGUAGCCAGACGCCCAUCACCCAGACGCAGGCCGCCAUCCACGUGCCGGUAGCCCACACCGCCGCCCAAACGGCGGACCUGUCCGUUCCGCACGCCGCGGUGCCGGUGGUGCACACCACGCCUGACCUUUCUGUUCCCAAUGUUAACGCUCACACUGUGAAUAUUCCUAACACACAGACAUUUGCUAAUGCGGCUGGGGUACCUAACGUUGCUUAUAACUGA